Molecule: messenger RNA, 3910 nt
Organism: Carassius auratus (goldfish)
Lineage: Eukaryota; Metazoa; Chordata; Actinopteri; Cypriniformes; Cyprinidae
Product: LIM domain kinase 2-like
Exons: 16
Coding region: 454-2406 (650 amino acids)
Biological process (GO): protein phosphorylation; actin cytoskeleton organization
Cellular component (GO): cytoplasm; nucleus
Molecular function (GO): protein binding; protein serine/threonine kinase activity; ATP binding
Source: RefSeq, a predicted model, not a curated record
GGGUUCUGUGAUUGUGCACUGGAUAAUGGCCUACUUACUGAAAAAAUAUAGCAAGGAUUCUGAAACAAAGAAAAUCACUGCAUUCGCUUCGGUGCAUCAUCGAUAGAUGUCGCUGCGGUAUUAUUGGAAGCGGUCCGGCUUUGUCGCGCAGUUUGCUCUUGCUGCAAACUCUCCUGUUUCAUGCUGGUUUCAGGUGAUGCUGUUUGAUCCCUUCCAGUCUCCGUACAUUUCUGUGUUAUGACGUCAUCUAGUCGGACGGGACCUAGAAACUUUACUUGCUUGGAACCUGGAUGAAAUUUUGUUUCCUACUCAAUUUCCAGUCGGAUUUCCUCUGUGAGUCUUACACAUGGAUCAGAAAUGGAGCAUCGCCGAUGUGCAGCGUGUUGAACUUCAGACUUUUCUGGACCAGCAUGUGAGCUUGAACAAAUAUAAUUAAAUCAGAUAGAAGAGGACAUGGACGAACGAGAAGAUGUGACGGAGCGCGCGUGCACAGGCUGUGGCGGGAGGAUUCAGGACGCGUUUCAUGUGAAGGUUCUUCAAGACGCCUGGCACAACUCAUGCUUUCAGUGUUCUGUUUGCUUUGAUCUCCUGACAAACUGGUACUUUGAGAAAGAGGGGAGGCUGUACUGUCACAAACACUACUGCGAGAAGUUUGGGGAAUUGUGCCAUGGCUGCUCGCUGCUUAUGACUGGACCUGCUAUGGUGGCAGGGGACUAUAAAUACCAUCCCGAAUGCUUCGUGUGUUUAAGCUGCAGAGUGGUGAUUGAGGAUCAGGAUUCCUAUGCCUUAGUGGAACGUACUAAACUCUACUGUGGUAAAUGCUACAAGCAGGUGUUCCUAACACCAAUGCUGGAGAAGCGGGGUUUGGUUGACUCUCCAACGGACCUGCUCCCUCACACAGUGACUCUGGUGUCCAUGCCUGCUGCCACCAAUGGCAAAAGAGGUUUCUCUGUCAGUGUGAUUAGAGACUGCACCAGUGCCACGGCCAGUGUUCAAGUCAAAGAGGUCAGAGGGAUGCAUAUUAGUCCAGAGGUUCGGAACGCCAUCCAUGUUGGGGACCGAAUUCUGGAGAUCAAUGGACUCCCGGUGUCAGCUCUGAUGGAGGAGGAGGUGGAGGACUUGAUCCAUCGGACCAGUCAGACACUGCAGCUGUUGAUGGAAUAUGAUCCAGUCAGACAGCGUCUGGACCGACUCCGCCUGGGCUCCCGCAAUCAACUGGGUGUUCCCGCAGCUUCCCGUAUGCGUAUGUCCUCCUCAGCAGAUGCUGAGAUCGAACGAAGUGUCACAGUGGGCAAUGGGACGUUAAAAAGGAGGUCCCUCAGACGUAGCAACAGCACCUGCAAGUCUCCAGUGUCUUCAUCUCCAAAGGACCCUCCGAUUCUAACUCGAGAUAUCGGGCGCUCUGAAUCCCUACGUUCUACUUCCAGUUGCUCCCACCGUAUAUUCCGUCCCUGUGACCUCAUCCAUGGAGAAAUCCUAGGAAAAGGCUUCUUUGGACAGGCCAUCAAGGUGACCCAUAAAGCCACAGGUGAGGUGAUGGUGAUGAAGGAGUUGAUCCGCUGUGAUGAGGAGACACAGAAAACAUUCCUAAAGGAGGUAAAAGUGAUGAGAAGUCUUGAUCACCCACACGUUUUGAAGUUCAUUGGGGUUUUGUACAAGGACAAGCGGCUUAAUCUGAUAACGGAGUUCAUUGAGGGAGGCACUUUAAAGGAUUUUAUCCGAGAUACGGACUCAUUCUCAUGGGAACAGAGAGUUAGUUUUGCAAAAAGCAUUGCAUCUGGAAUGGCAUAUCUGCAUUCAAUGAGCAUCAUACAUCGAGAUCUCAACUCUCACAACUGCCUGGUCAAACUGGACAACACUGUCGUUGUGGCAGACUUUGGUCUGUCUCGUCUAAUCAUGGAGGACAAGGUCAAACAGCCAACCCCUGACAAACCAGCCAAUAAAAAAAGACUGUUCAGACGCAUUGACCGUAAGAAACGCUACACGGUGGUGGGGAACCCAUACUGGAUGGCUCCAGAAAUGCUUAAUGGUAAACGCUACGAUGAGAAGGUGGAUAUUUUCUCCUUUGGCAUUGUGCUUUGUGAGAUUAUUGGUCAGGUUUAUGCAGAUCCCGAGUGUCUCCCGAGAACGCUGGAUUUCGGGCUCAAUGUGAGAAAAUUCAUUGAGAAAUUUCUUCCUGAGCACUGUCCUCCGGCUUUCUUCGCAUUGGCUGUGGCUUGUUGUGAUCUCACCCCUGACAACAGGCCUGCUUUUCAGAAGUUGGAGGACUGUUUUGAGGCAUUGACUCUGAAUCAGGAGUUGAAUAUCCCACUGCCUGCAGAACUGGAUGAUCUUCAGCAGAAGUUUUGGAGGACUUAUGGACCCAGUGAAAUUGCGUCUGAAAACCAGGAAAACAUCAUAAACUAAUCCAACAGCAGCACAGGCUGAGAUAUGGGCUGGAAUCCUUUUUAUAUUCUGGAUUAGUUUACAGAACUGAAUCGGAGCAUUUACCUUGGGUUUGCAUACGGGGAACAUGCUGUUGCUGGCGUUCUUUGGUGAGAUCUGUCAUGACACUCAGAAAACGUCUAGAACUGCGAAGUGUUCUUGGCAGACGUCUGUUGAAGAAACAGGUACUAUUUCAGUGACCCUGAACGUCUUUCUGACAUUUUAUUUCCUUCUAAUUCCAAUGGUUUAGUUAUGAUUUAACCAUGCAUCACAAAACCUUUAAGAGUGCCUACCACUAAUUAAGUUAUAGAUUUGCCUAAUGAAGUUUCAAGUGUCAGAUUUAUGUAAAUGAAUUGUGUAGCAUCCAUUAUACUGAUCAAUGAGUAUUUUUCAAUCACAACGAAAGUGUGUUCGUCAUUAAACCUUUCAAGAACAUGUCUGGGUCAUAUAGUUCCCCCCAUAACAAAAUGUUGUGAGGAAUUUGAGACCAUUAAGAUUUGACUUUUAGGAUCGUUAUGUUCACCCCCCUCCCAGAUUCUCAGUAAUGAUAUUUAAAGUUUUAUUGUUAAUGCUGAUUUAAAUAAUAAAAACACCAUUGAGGAUAUUGGGAAUUAUAGUGCUUAGUUGUCAUGGAAAUUUAUUUUAAAAAAUAGGAUCAAAUGUGACCUUGACAUGUUUUCAGGUGUUUAACCUCUUUAUUUCAAAUAAUAAAAGAUAUGGAAGGUUCUUUUGACUCACCAUGUUGAAACUCUAUUGUUGAACCACACUGCCCCCUGCAGGUAGUAGUGCUUAAGUGCACUCAAUCCCUUUACCACUAGCACUUGAGGUCCUGACCUCUGCAACUUUACAAUCCAAAGACAGAGAGUGAUAAAACUCUUAUGAAAGGAAGUAAUAAUGUUUCUGAGAUCAGAUUUGAUUUCCUAUGUGUGGUUUCUUGGAAAUGCUUCUUACAUUAUUCUUGGUACAUCAGCAAUUUGAAAACUGGAGUUUAUUUUACUGUUAUGGACUCACCUUGUAAAUAUAACAUGACAGGGUAAGGAUCUUUUUUUUUCUCCGUAUCUAAACCUGUUCUGGAGUUGUAUUCUCCAAGUGAAAUGAUAAGUGAGAUCGUAAUGCUGGAUAUUGACCAGCUGUGUCUGUACUGAAACAGGCUGUUAUCGAAAUGUCUGCAACACAGAAUUGAACGAGUGACGUUUUGUGAGGACGUUUGAAAAUGAUUGUCAUCCAUUCUUGGAUAACAAAUAACGUUUAAAUUAACUGGAUAUAUAUUGUUCAUGUUUGUAUAGAUUUGAUCUCAUGUGUUGGGAUAAUGUGGAUUUGUAGUUUGCAUAUGUUUAUAGAAUGUGAAAAGCUGUAAAAGAGCAUUUUUUUUCUAAUCUUCUCUGUCAAAGGUACUGACACGUACAAAAUUAUAACCACUACUUGUACGCCACAGAAUUUCUCACACUAAUGUUUCAUGAAUAAAGAUGAGUACGUAUUGGCUUCA